AUGGACCCCACAUUCCUGAGGAAUGUGCAUUUUGACAAGAAGCACAAGAAGGGCCUGAAGAGGCAGACCAACAAUGCCAAGGCCAUGAGUGUACCUGCUGAAGCUAUCGAGGCCUUUGUCAAGCCUAAGCAAGUUAAGCCCAAGAUCCCAAAGGGUGUCAGCUGCAAGCUCGAUCCAUUUGCCUACAUCACCCACCCCAAGCUUGGGAAGCAUGCUCAUGCCCCCAUUGCCAGGAGCCUUAGCCAUACUAAUCCUCAAAUCAAGGCCAAGGCCCAGGCCGCACCUGCAGCCCAAGUUCUGGCUCAUGUUCCCAAAGGUGCCUACUAA
This is a messenger RNA of Oryctolagus cuniculus (rabbit), 327 nucleotides long. The record is from RefSeq and is a predicted model, not a curated record. Lineage: Eukaryota; Metazoa; Chordata; Mammalia; Lagomorpha; Leporidae.